Daldinia childiae is the source of this 2529-nucleotide messenger RNA. RefSeq names its product THO complex subunit 1. NCBI's taxonomy places the organism in Eukaryota, Fungi, Ascomycota, Sordariomycetes, Xylariales, Hypoxylaceae. The transcript has 5 exons. The record is from RefSeq and is a predicted model, not a curated record. Bases 1 to 2529 code for a protein of 842 amino acids. Gene Ontology annotation, biological process: regulation of DNA-templated transcription elongation; mRNA export from nucleus. Gene Ontology annotation, cellular component: THO complex part of transcription export complex.
AUGAUGCCUUCAGCGAAGCAUCUAGAUCACGAAAUACCCCAGGUAGACGCUUUUGCAGCGCUUCUGAAGGAUACCCUAGUUCAUGCGCAGUCUGUCAAGUCGGCUACAACAAUCGAACCUCCACUCACUAAGGUCGAUUUUGAGAAUGUCCUUGCCCAACUUUCCACUAUAUUUCCAUGCGCUUCACCGGAUUACGUUUCGGAGAACCUAGCGUCCGAGAAGGCUCGUCAGUACGCCGUCGUGGAAACGGCCGCGCGGAAUGUGUUUAGCAGCUUAGUUGCUGGGAUAUCGAUUGAUUCUCCCGAGUUCGUCCAAAUCUGGAAUCUCUUCGACUUCCUGUCGGUUCUAUCUGAUAGCGAGCAAUGCGACGCUGCCCUUCUUUUCUGGCUCGUGGAAGAGCUACUCGAUAGCCAAACGACCGAGGGGUGUAGGAAGAUAUUCGACUUUCUUGAGUCUCGAAGGGAGCAAAUUAUCGCACAACAUUUAAACUCCAAGAAGCUGGUUAUUCUCAGGUCUUGCAACGACCUUUUACGCCGACUAUCGCGGGCCGAAGACACGGCGUUUUGCGGUCGAGUCUUCAUAUUUAUGUUCCAAUGCUUUCCCCUAGGAGAUAGGAGCUCGGUUAACUUACGCGGAGAGUAUCAUGUCGAGAAUGUUACAUCAUUUGAAGAGACACCAGUCCAGCCAGACGACUCAACGGAUAAGAUGGCUGUGGACAUGGAAAUUGACACGACAAGAGAUGGAAAAGACGAGAACAAGUCAACAGCUAAAGCGGUCUCAUUCGAUGGCAAGAACAAGCCAACACCUGAGAAACUCCUCGAUACGAAUGCUCUCUAUCCUAUAUUCUGGUCGCUCCAACACUACUUCAGUCAACCCACAGUCCUUUUUGAUUCUACACACUUGACAAAGUUCAAGGCUGGUCUAGAAGCCACAAUGUCUGCAUUCGAUAUAGUCGCGAAACUCCAAAGAAGUACAAAGGGGUCUGACGAGAGCAAGAUACCCCAAAAGAGAAAACAUGGCGAAGGAGAUGAUGAUCUCCGCAGUAGCACAAAUAACCCCAAGUACCUCACAAGUAGAGAGCUUUUUGAACUAGAGAUGGGCGAUCUAUAUUUCAGACGUCACAUUCUUAUACAAGCAUUUAUCGUCUUAGAAUUUCUCCUAUCGCUCACCCCCCAGGCCAAGGCAAAACUUGCCAAGAUCAAAGUCCAGAAUAGGUCAGUAAUAUAUGGCGACCAAAAGCUAGGAGAAGAAGAUGCAAAAUGGACAUCGGCCAUGAGGGAUAGGAUAGUUCUCUAUAUGCAAGCUGACUCUGAUGGAUUCUUCUUUCAUCGUGUAAUCGAGAGCGUAAUCUCGAGAGACAAGAAUUGGGCCCGGUGGAAAGUUGAAAGCUGCCCACCCAUCAAGCGAGAUCCCCUUUCGCCUACCGACUUCGCGGAGGGAAAGGCUAGUGCAAAACGCAUCGCAACUAAUAAGAGGCUGCGCCCUGUACCCAUGGGAUCGCUAUCUCUGGAUUUCCUAAAGGAAGAGGACAGUGAAACAGCAAUGGAAAAGUUAAAGGAUCCAGAAAGAUGGAGACUUCCUGACCUGGGUGUCUUCAAAGAAAAGAUAGCAUCAGACGACCUCGACCUUGACUUCGCGAAAAGCGAGACGGAAAAGUCGGAGAUACUCGAGGCCAAAGCUAGCAAGACAUGGAGAGCUCUUAGAAUUGCUCGGAGAUCAAAACUUUCCGUCUUUGACAAGAUCGACGAUUGGCAAAAGGUUGAUGUUAUCUUUCAGGAGCAGCCAAGCUCAGAUGAUGGUGAAGAAGAAACAACUGAGAACGACCAAAUACCGGAAGAUAGACGGCCGAUCAUUCUGACAGGACCAAGCAAAGUCGGCAAAUCGACAUUACUCUCAAAACUCCUAGAGGACCGUAAAAACGUAUUUGGAGAAGUUAUCUCGCAUACUACCCGAGCUCCCAAGGAUGAAGAAGUCAACGGCCAGCAUUACAAUUUCGUAGAUACCGCGGAAUUUAAUCAUAUAUUAGAGAAUGACUACUUUAUGGAGUUCAUCGAACGAGACGGAAUCCAAUACGGAACAAAUCAGAAGCUAGCUCAAGCUCUAGAGGAGUCCGGAAAAGUCCCCAUCAUCCAAUUAGACUGCGAGCGCGCCCAACUAGCCAAAGACAAUGGCUACUCUGCACGGAUCAUCUUCAUCGCGCCACCUAGUAUUGAAGAGCUCGAGACACGGUUGAAGAAUUCCGGCAUAGCAGAAGAAGACCUGGAAGGCAUACUGAAGACCGCCCAGGAGGACAUCGAACACUCCAAUUCUGGGGAAGUUUAUGAUGCCAUCAUUACGAAUGACAAUUUAGACGAGACAUACAAAGCCCUCGAAGAAUUCAUCUAUGGAACCUCGGGAGAAACGGGGGCAGAAGCGGAAGCAGAGGUGGAAGCAGAAGCAGAGGACGUCAACGGCAAUACAAAUGGUGUAGCCGCAGCCGACGAUGUAGCGAUGGAGGAUGCAGUAAAUGGCGAGGAGACACCGUCGUAG